UCCGGGGAAGGUAUUUGACGACGUACCCGGAACUGUUUCCAAGGUGUUCUCAGGUUCGGGUUGUGGCGCGGUAGCGGGUUCUGGGAGUCAAUGCAACCUGGGUCUUCCUAGGCUCGCGAGAGCUCUCCCUUUUCCUCCGGCUUUGGGGACCCAGCGGCACUGAUGGCUCCGGUGUCUGGUUCGCGCAGCCCAGAGAGGGAGGCCCUGGGCUCCAGGGGGAAGCGUCGCAGUUCCUCGAAGAGCCCCAAGUCCAGCAAAUCCGCCCGCUCCCCGCGGGGCCGCCGCUCUCGCUCGCACUCCUGCUCUCGGUCCGGGGAUCGGAAUGGCCUCAGCCAUCAGCCGAGUGGCUUCAGCCAAAGCUCCCGAAACCAGCCCUACCGCUCCCGCUCACGGUCACGCUCUCGAGAGCGGCCCUCUGCGACGCGGAACACCCCCUUCGCUUCUGCCUCCUCGUCCGCCUAUUAUGGCGGCUACUCACGCCCCUACGGGAGCGACAAACCAUGGCCUAGCCUCCUGGAUAAGGAGAGAGAGGAGAGUCUGCGGCAGAAGAGAUUAAGUGAGAGAGAGAGGAUUGGAGAAUUGGGAGCUCCUGAAGUAUGGGGACUUUCUCCAAAGAAUCCAGAACCAGACUCUGAUGAACAUACACCAGUAGAGGAUGAAGAGCCAAAGAAAAGCACCACUUCAGCUUCUACUUCAGAAGAAGAAAAGAAGAAGAAGAAGAAGUCUAGUCAUUCAAAAGAAAGGUCCAAGAAAAGGAGAAAGAAAAAAUCAUCUAAAAGAAAACACAAGAAGUAUUCUGACGAUAGUGACAGUGACUCUGAUUCCGAAACAGACUCCACUGACGAAGAUACAAAAAGGAGAGCAAAGAAAGCCAAGAAAAAGGAAAAGAAGAAGAAACGCAGAUCGAAGAAAUACAAGAAAAAGAAGUCUAAAAAGAGCAGAAAAGAUUCCAGUGAUUCAAGCUCUAAAGAUUCCCAAGAGGAGUUUCUGGACAAUCCCUGGAAGGAUCGAUCAAAGCCUGAAGAACCCUCAGAUUUAAUUGGCCCAGAGGCUCCAAAAACACUUGCCUCUCAAGACGAUAAACCUUUGAACUAUGGUCAUGCGCUGUUACCUGGUGAAGGUGCAGCUAUGGCUGAAUAUGUAAAAGCUGGAAAACGAAUCCCACGAAGAGGUGAAAUUGGCUUGACAAGUGAAGAAAUUGCAUCAUUUGAGUGCUCAGGUUAUGUAAUGAGUGGUAGCAGGCAUCGCCGAAUGGAGGCUGUGCGACUGCGAAAAGAGAACCAGAUCUAUAGUGCCGAUGAGAAGAGAGCUCUUGCAUCCUUUAACCAAGAAGAGAGACGAAAGAGAGAAAACAAGAUUCUGGCCAGUUUUCGAGAGAUGGUAUACAGAAAAACUAAAGGGAAAGAUGACAAAUAAGGAGUUUUGGAUUGUUCGGCAGACGUUUUUAACAACAUAAAAGAAAGUCUCGGUUCCAUAUAUACAUACAAAAAGAUUUUGAUCUGGAAAAGCUUUACAGUGCUACUGUGCCUUCUAUUUAAUUCUUUCAGUCCUUCAAUAUAACUUUAGCAAGUUCUUUGGGUUAUUUUGGAUUGACCAUAAAAUUUCCUGGUUUAAACAUCCAAAUUAUGAAUGAAAUCCUACUGUAUUGGGGGAGGUGACAUUGAGAGAAAGUGUCAGUGAGAUAAGAAACUUAACUCUCAUAUCAUGGGACAGUGCUGCUCUUAGCUCGACAUGACACACCCCCCAAAUGAACUUGUGGGAAAUUAUCAUUCCUCUAUAUUGGAUGUGUCAUAAAUGGACUUGAUAGAAACAUACAGGAGGCCAGUUUUGUUAACAAAAUGAAGGUAUUGCUGAAAAAAGCAAAUCUGGAAUUUGAAGAUUGACUUGUAGUAUACAAUAUAUAAUCUGCACCGGAAAUCAUGUAUUUCAGUUUUAUCUCCUACCUGUGCCCCAAAACCAACAAACCAAAAAGAAAAACUAUCCCACAGACUUGUUGAAUUGAAAUGUGAACAUGAGUUUUAAAAAUUCUUAAUAGGUUACUUAAAAAUGUGUUUUUUCGAAUUUAAACUAUUGGAAAGUCUGUUGUGCCAAUGUAAGUACAUUAUUUCCAUCUAAGCUGUGCUUAGAUCAUAAUUUUAAUACUAGAAAUGAAUGGGAGUCAACUGUGAUCAGGAGUUUAAUAGGGAAAAAUAUAAUGAAUCAUGUUUUAACUUACCUGUUUCAUGCGGAUGAAGCUAAAAUGAUAUUAAACAUUUUUGUCCGUCCUGUAUGUAAUAGGCAGAUUUUAUUAUAAACAUUGUUAAAGUUUUCAGUUUAUUUUUUACAUCUGUCAUUCAGUUUAAUCUUUAACUUUUUUAUGCCUACUAUUGACUUUUAAGUUUGGGAGAAAUGGAAUAUUCUGGGACUGUGAGAUCAUGAUCUUUUUCAUUUUGUUCAAUUUUAGUUGUUAGGUCACAAGAGUGAAAGGGGGAGGGGACAGUGGAAGUUCUGGUUGUCUUUGUUUUGAGCUGCAUUAUUAUUAUGUGCCUAGCAUAAAUUUUAAUUACCUGGGUUAUGGGGAAAUUCUGACUCUGCUGUUAUAAAAUGCCCUCUCCUCUCUACUUAUAAUAGUUUAAAGUGGGUUUUUUCAAAGUUUUAAAAUAAGGCAGUCAAAUUUUAAAGCAUAGAUCAGAAGUUUACUAUUUAGCACACGUUCUAGGAAAAUGUCUACCUUUAACUCAUAACUAAUGAACUAAACAGCCAGUUGACAUGUAACAGUUAGGACCCUUGAAUUUGAACUGAUUUCUAUGUAUUAUCAUUGCUGCCUAGCCUAAGAAAUCUAUUAUUCCUAAAAGUUAAAAGGAAACUAGGUCCCCAAUUUGUGAGUGUUAAUCCAUCUACUUCCCUGUGUAAUAAAACCUAAAUUUAUAAUCACCAUUUAAGAAUUUGCUCUCUAAGAAAAUUAUUGUUAUUGGCUCCUGGAGACUGAAUGAAUUUGUUCUCCUGUUUUCAGUAGGCAAGGUAAUUUAAAUGCAACGAUUUUGUGAUAUAUGAAUAUUGUUGAUUUUCAUUGGAUUUGCCUGUCUCCUCCACAGAGUAAAUACUCAACAAAUGCUUGUCAAGUAAAAAAAUAUAUAUAUUAAUUCAUUUCAUUCAUCAAUAAUUUUUCAGAAAAGAUCUGCCAAAGAACAGCUUCAGUAACAUAUUCUUUGGAAAAAGGAAGAAGAAUGAAAGAGCUUAAAGUAUUUUAUUUUCAGUACAUGAGAGUUACUGCUUCAAACUGUUUAAUUACGUGAGCCACAAGUCUAAUAGGAGGGUUAUUGUAUUUGAAAUGCUCUAUCUGUUAUUCUUCAAGGAGACUUACCUAGUUUCCUACCUCCUCGCCUAUUGCUCUAAGAUUUUUCCCCCUUUUAUUUAUUUAUUGCAUAAAUGUAACAGUUAAAAAAAGAAGAAAGAAAAAUUAUCCAUUGUCUUACCACAUCAAUUGUCUUUAGGAUUCUGUGUUCCCUUCCAGUGCUUGUCUAUGUGAAUAUGUAUUCUGAUGUACCAGUAAGUAAUCACUCAUAAUGUAAUUCUGUCUUUGGUGUUUUAAAACUUUGCAGCCAGGCAAGACAGCCUCACAGGGAUGGUAGGAACAAGUGAUAAUCUGGUGUGAGGAUGGGAAGAAGACAAGAAAUAAGUAAGGGUGGUGACUGAGCCUUCCUUAUUUCAUUGCCCCCAGUCCUCAAGCCACCUUCCUGCCAUCAAGGUCGUGAUGAUGUAUUGUGGCAGGCAGCAUUCCAGGCUUCAGAGUUCCAGAAUGUAUUGUUUAAUGAUGGGGCUAAAUUUGCAGUAAACGAAGGGAUCUGUUAGUAGAGAAACCCUUCAGAUUGGUUAUAUUACGAGCCGUAGAACUGUUACCAUUUUUCUGUUCCCCAGUUGUGCCAUAAAGAGGGGUGUCUGGGUGGAGACUUAGGCUCAGAUGGGGAAACAAACAGCCAAAGUGCCAGUCUCAGUUGGUCUGACAGGUGAAUUUUAGCAGGUCUCUAAACUCAGCUUCUAUAUCUGUAAGACUCUGAAUGAUGCAGAUAGUGGUGGAAAAAACCUUUUAGAAAAUAGAACUUACUGGUUACUCUGCUAGCGUGAUGUAAGUUGCCAAAUGGAAAAUUAAUGAAUGCAAAAUAAAUACAGCUGGAUUGUGUGCCACAUGUUUAUUAUUCAAUAAAUAUUCUGUGGUUUGA
Molecule: messenger RNA, 4199 nt
Organism: Pteropus alecto (black flying fox)
Lineage: Eukaryota; Metazoa; Chordata; Mammalia; Chiroptera; Pteropodidae
Gene: NKAP
Product: NFKB activating protein
Exons: 9
Coding region: 163-1416 (417 amino acids)
Biological process (GO): negative regulation of DNA-templated transcription
Cellular component (GO): nucleus
Molecular function (GO): chromatin binding
Source: RefSeq, a predicted model, not a curated record